This is a messenger RNA of Tricharina praecox, 1164 nucleotides long. RefSeq lists its product as uncharacterized. Bases 181 to 1062 code for a protein of 293 amino acids. The transcript has 2 exons. The record is from RefSeq and is a predicted model, not a curated record. Lineage: Eukaryota; Fungi; Ascomycota; Pezizomycetes; Pezizales; Pyronemataceae.
GAUUCCCCCUCUCCCUCCCAUCGGUUUCCCCUCUGUCCUUAACAUUCGUUCGCACCGACUUCAGACGCUCUUUCUUGACGAUCGACCCCCAUACACUGUACUGGCUACAUAUAACGCAUCAGUCUAAUCAUUAAUAACCGACCAACUCGAUAUACGAUCCAUCCGCACACAUCCAGCAUCAUGCGUACCUCGACCAUCUCCCUCGUCGCAGCCGCGCUCAUGGCCCACAGUGCCUUCGCCAAGGUCUCCUUCAACAGCACUGCGUCCGACUACAAGUUCGACGGCGUGAUCCCGAGCGGAGUCCUGAGCAAGGAGUGCGGAGCCGUCUACGCCAAGGAGCUCUCCUGCCCCGAGCUCCUCUUCGAGCUCCGGGACCAGAGCACCGGCCCCACCCUCUUCAAGAAGACCGUUCUCGAAGAGUUCUGCACCAGCGACUGCAUCGACUCCCUGAACUCCUGGGACAAGGAGCUCAACAAGACCUGCACAGACAAGGACAAGGCCGCCGUGGCCAAGCUCUCCUCCGGCGGCGAGUACCUCGCCCUCGCCCUCAACAACGCCCACCAGAUCCAGGAGAACCUGUACUGGACCUUCUGUCUUGCCGACUCCGCCAAGGAGACCGACUUCUGCCUGGUGAAGAGCGACCUGCCGGCCUUCCCGAAGGGCGAGGACAGCAGCAGCGUCGUGCCCUUCUGCUCAUCGAGCUGCCGCGUGCAGCAGUCGUUCCUGAUCAACCACGCAGCAGAGAUCGCCGGCGCGGACAUCAGCAUUUUCGAGUCGACGGUGUGUCCCAACGUCGACGUCUCGUCGUUCAAGAUGAACGUGCUCAUGCUCGAGGCCUUCGGCUCCUCUGAGGAGGCGUACGAUGCGGAGGAUACCGACUCAAAGAUCCUGCCUGGUACUACCUACGAAUACACGGCCCUCUUCGGCGACAGCGGAAACUCCACCGCAGGAAACUCUACCAGUGGUAACUCCACCGUCAUCGAGAGCGAAGGCGCUGGUGCUAGGGCCGUUGUCUCGUGGGGUGCCCUGGCCGUCGCCGGUGUCGUUGCUCUCAUAAUCUAAGGCUAAGGGAGGAGGGAAAAGUACUAUUAUCUUGUAAUCUUUUUUUGUAUAUAGAGUCCUAGCAAGCUCGGGGCAGGAGUUUGGAGUGAGAGUAGAUAUGGG